ACUCGUCACUUCUCUAAUUUAUGUGCAAGUGAAGAGUUAACAAUGUCUCUCAUCAGCUUCUCCGCUUCUCAUUUUGCUCUCUUCUUCUCUUUCUUUCUUCUCUUCUCUACUGUUUCUACUUUUAACAUCACCAGAAUCCUAAGCAACUACUCGGAUUUCGGCAACUUCAAUGAUAUGUUAUCACGAACCCAAUUAGCAGACGCCAUUAAUAGCCGCCGAACGAUCACCGUCCUCGCUGUUGAUAAUGGCAACGUAUCCCCUCUUAAUGGACUAUCAUCGGAUGUGCAGAAGAGGGUCUUGAGCCUGCAUGUGAUAUUGGAUUAUUAUGAUCUUGCAAAGCUCCAAAGAUUGUCAAAGAAAUCUGCAAUUCUCACCACCCUUUACCAGUCCACUGGCCAAGCCGGAGGCAAAGAAGGGUUCUUGAAUGUGACAGAUAUGGGUGGUGAUCAGGUUGCCUUUGGUUCUGCUGUUGCGGGAUCGAGUCUUAAUGCCAAUUUGGUUCAGUCCGUUACUGCCCAACCAUAUAAUAUUUCUGUGCUGCAGGUUAGCUCUCUAAUAAUGCCUGAAUCUGUUACCAAGAGUAAUACAAGCACAAAAACCCCAUCACCAGCCAAGGCACCUGCACCAUCCAAAGCAAAGCCUCCGGCCCCUGCCUCAGAUAUGGCUCCUGCACCAGCAGAUGCUGACUCACCCACAGCUGAUACACCGUCGAACUCUCCUUCCCCAGCUGCAGAUUCUUCAGCCUCAUCUCCCUUCAUGGAUGGUCCCACGGCAGAUUCUCCUGAUGCGGAUUCUCAUAGUGGGGGUGCAUCAGCCAAUGUUGGAAAAGGAACUAGCCUUGCUAUGGUUGCGAUGAUUUUGUCAUUUGGCUGGGGUCUAGCCAAGAUGAUCUGAUUCAGGAUAGGAAUUAGGAGUAAUAAGGGAGUAGAAAGAUUAGUUCUUUUGCACUCACCAACUGAGGCUGUGUUGGUUGCAGUGCCUCUUUCAAUUCAUUAUGUUUUCUAGGCGUUGAAUGAUUGAAUUAUUUCAACUCAAUCAACUGUUUGCCUUUAAAACUGUUUAAUUUUUGCAAGCCUUCCACCAUAAAUGGAAUCAGAGAUGAGUGCUUGAUUCAU
Hevea brasiliensis (rubber tree) is the source of this 1115-nucleotide messenger RNA. RefSeq names its product fasciclin-like arabinogalactan protein 14. The coding region runs from base 43 to 894 and encodes 283 amino acids. The transcript has a single exon. The record is from RefSeq and is a predicted model, not a curated record. NCBI's taxonomy places the organism in Eukaryota, Viridiplantae, Streptophyta, Magnoliopsida, Malpighiales, Euphorbiaceae. Gene Ontology annotation, cellular component: plasma membrane.